CCCAACUUCUCCUCUCAUUAUUUUUCUUUUCUUUUUGGCUCUCUUUGUAAAAACAGAGGUUUUGAACAUGUGCCAACAGGCGUCAUCCCUUGCUGCUGCUUCUUGUUGUUGCAAUUGUAAUUCAUCAACACAAAAAGUUACAGAUAUUUUGGACCCUUUAUUGAUCCCUUCAAAACCAUCCCAAAAAGCAGUUACCAUCACACCAACUGUUGUUGAUGAUGAUGAUGUUGUUGUUGUAUAUAAUAACAACCACAAUCAACAAUAUAGCAAACCAAAUAAGAACAAGAGUAAAACUCAUGUUACUUUAGCUAUCAAUGAAGCCAUUUCAAUAGCGAAAAUCGCAAUCCCAAUGAUCCUCACGGGGCUCUUGUUGUAUUCUCGGUCAAUGAUAUCGAUGCUUUUCUUAGGUCAUCUUGGUGAGCUGGCGCUCGCGGGCGGCUCAUUAGCUGUCGGGUUUGCGAACAUCACAGGAUACUCGGUCUUAUCCGGUUUAGCUAUGGGCAUGGAACCCAUUUGCGGUCAAGCUUUUGGUGCUAAAAGACAUACACUUCUUGGUCUUUGUUUACAAAGAACUAUUCUUUUAUUGCUAUUCGUUUCCUUACCCAUUGCCAUUUUAUGGCUCAACAUGAAAAGCAUCUUGCUACUUUGUGGCCAAGAUGAAGAUAUCGCGACACAAGCCCAAACUUAUCUUAUAUACUCGUUACCCGACCUUUUGGCCCAAUCUUUUUUACACCCAUUACGAAUUUACCUUCGUUCCCAAUCCGUAACUUUACCACUCACAUUUUGCGCAUCUCUUUCCAUCAUUCUUCACAUUCCCAUCAAUUAUUAUCUCGUAAAUAACCUCAACUUAGGAAUCAAAGGUAUCGCGAUUAGUAGCGUUUGGACAAAUUUUAACUUGGUAGCCUCAUUGGUGAUAUACAUACUAAUUUCGGGCGUUUACAAGAAAACAUGGGGAGGUAUUUCGAGAGAAUGUCUAAAAGGCUGGAAAUCGUUGCUGAAUUUAGCACUUCCGAGUUGCAUAUCGGUUUGUCUGGAAUGGUGGUGGUACGAAAUCAUGAUUUUGUUAUGCGGGUUAUUAGUAAACCCGAGAGCCACCGUGGCAUCAAUGGGGAUAUUAAUUCAAACAACCGCGUUAAUCUACAUUUUCCCGUCUUCAUUGAGUUUUAGCGUGUCAACUCGUGUUGGAAACGAGUUGGGAGCUGGCAGGCCCAAAAAGGCGAAACUGGCAGCCACUGUUGGACUUUCGUGUAGUUUCGUUUUGGGCUUCACGGCUCUGUUAUUCGCCACAAGCGUGAGGAAUUUAUGGGCUACUAUGUUCACACAAGAUAAAGAAAUCAUAGCAUUGACAUCCAUGGUCCUUCCGAUAAUCGGGCUAUGUGAGCUAGGAAACUGUCCGCAGACAACAGGGUGUGGUGUCUUGAGAGGCACAGCAAGACCGAAAAUCGGAGCAAAUAUUAAUCUAGGAUGUUUUUAUCUAGUCGGUAUGCCGGUGGCGGUUGUUUUGGGCUUUUAUCUAGGGUUUGACUUUAAAGGGUUGUGGUUCGGUAUGCUGGCUGCACAGAUGUCUUGUGUGGUCACGAUGUUGGUCGUUUUGGGCCGGACAGAUUGGGAUUUGGAAGCCAAACGAGCGAAAUUAUUAACACACGAUAACGACAGCGGUGGUUGUGGUGACAGCGUUGUUGCUGACAACGAAGAAAAUAAGGAACAAGAGUAUAAAAAGUUAUUAACAAAACCUGAAAACAAGCAAGGGGAAGAAUCUCUGGGUUUUGGGGCUGAUUUAGUUUAAUCACUUUCAUUAGAUUCAGAUUUUUUCCAUUUCAUUUUUUUAUUUUUGUUAAUGUCUGUCUUUGUAAAGUAUAUAGUUGGUAGGUGGGUCGGGCAAUAGGACUAUUUUUAUUUUAUUUUUUGGAUAGUUUUAAAGGCUUUUAACCAAGACAAACAAAUUUUGGAUUUUUAUCUAUCUUAUUAUUAUAGAUCCUCACUUCUUCUAA
Molecule: messenger RNA, 1991 nt
Organism: Erigeron canadensis
Lineage: Eukaryota; Viridiplantae; Streptophyta; Magnoliopsida; Asterales; Asteraceae
Product: protein DETOXIFICATION 49-like
Exons: 1
Coding region: 68-1786 (572 amino acids)
Biological process (GO): xenobiotic detoxification by transmembrane export across the plasma membrane
Cellular component (GO): membrane
Molecular function (GO): antiporter activity; xenobiotic transmembrane transporter activity
Source: RefSeq, a predicted model, not a curated record